CCGAAAUGUUGACCUUUACUGGCCCCUUCUCGAUAAUUUCAGAAGGUUUUUUUGUAGAAGGUCGGAAACUUUUAUUUGUAGUCGUUAGAAUACACUUGAAAUUACCUAAGUGCAUACUAAAAAAGGAUAUCUGGAAGCUGAAAUGUAAUUAUCUGAGAGGAGAUAAAAAGUAUUAACAAGAUGCUGUGGGAAAUGUUUAAGUUCCAUCAGAGGUCUGCAUAUGACUCUCCUGAUGAACCAGUUCCUAACAUAGACGUCACCGCAGCUUUGGAGGAAGAUGACAUACAGACAAACAAAACAACUAGUAACAUUGUAGAAAAGAAAUCAGACGAAGAUGACCUCUUCAUUAACACGUUAUGGGGGAUACAUAAUGAACUCGAUGAAUUGCGCGAAAGCUUUUGAUAUGGAUGGAUUGUUUUGUGCUAAACUCCAAUAUUAUAUGGCCUCGAUGGCAUAUCUUCAAGUCACACCUAUCUGAUCGUAUUCAAAAUGUCAAAACCGGGAGUUAUAACAUUCUGAUAGUAAAGAAAGUGUGCAGGAGUUCCCUAGGGCACAAGUCUGGGGUCUCUACUAUCCAUAAGGUAUGCCCUAAAAGU
Messenger RNA from Acanthoscelides obtectus, 596 nucleotides. Lineage: Eukaryota; Metazoa; Arthropoda; Insecta; Coleoptera; Chrysomelidae. The record is from the annotation of a GenBank genome assembly.